Molecule: messenger RNA, 972 nt
Organism: Acanthopagrus latus (yellowfin seabream)
Lineage: Eukaryota; Metazoa; Chordata; Actinopteri; Spariformes; Sparidae
Product: olfactory receptor 52Z1-like
Exons: 1
Coding region: 1-972 (323 amino acids)
Biological process (GO): G protein-coupled receptor signaling pathway
Cellular component (GO): membrane
Molecular function (GO): G protein-coupled receptor activity; olfactory receptor activity
Source: RefSeq, a predicted model, not a curated record
AUGACCAAUUUCUCUGAGGUGACUUCUGUACACCUAUCUGUUUACUAUGGCAUGGAGGAUCUGAAGCCGAUGUACUUCUGCAUUUUCCUGAUCAUAUACAUCGCCAUUGUUGCCGAAAAUGUGGCAUUAAUCGGAGUGGUGUAUCGUGAGAAGACGCUGCAUGAGCCGAUGUAUCUGCUGGUGUGUAACCUGGCUGCCAACGGUCUGUAUGGAAGCACCGCUUUGCUGCCUGCUUUACUGAGCAACAUACUGUCACACUCACAUGAGAUAUCCCUACCACUCUGCCAAACACAAAUCUAUGCCAUACACACAUAUGCCAUCACUGAAUUCACAAUUUUGGCAGUGAUGAGUUAUGACAGGUACGUGGCUGUUUGUUACCCAUUGCAUUAUCAUACAAUCAUGUCACAGAGGCUUGUUAAACUCAUAGUUUUCACGUGGCUUUAUCCCUUGUUGGCAUUUCUCAUUGUUUUGAUUUUCACUGUGCGGCUGCAGAUCUGUGGGAGAAGCAUAGAGCAGGUGUACUGUUUGAAUUACCUGCUGGUCAGACUCGCCUGUUCUGAUUCAUCUGUUGCAAGCUUGGUUGGCUUACUGUCUGUACCGCUAUAUACAGUUCCACAGAUUAUCAUGAUCUUUUAUUCAUAUGCACACAUCCUGAGGAUAUGUAUAUUGUCAUUCACCAAAUCCAAGUUCAAAGCCUUCCGGACUUGCACCCCCCACCUGCUUGCAAUAAUCAACUACAGCAUCGGGUGUUUCUUUGAAAUAGCACAAAGUCGAUUCAAUUUAAGUCACCUGCCUUACCAAAGCAAGCUGUUUUUAUCUCUGUACUUUUUGAUAUUCCCGCCGAUUCUGAAUCCAGCAAUCUACGGUUUGAGUAUUCAGCUCAUAAGGGUGCAACUGUUGAGGCUUUUCAGCAGAAAAAGCAGGCAAGUGACGAAUACAGCAGCAAAGGGGGCUGCUGUUGCUGCACACUGA